Messenger RNA from Pterocles gutturalis (yellow-throated sandgrouse), 721 nucleotides. It is a transcript of the gene AMDHD1, whose product is annotated as amidohydrolase domain containing 1. Gene Ontology annotation, molecular function: imidazolonepropionase activity. Gene Ontology annotation, cellular component: cytoplasm. Lineage: Eukaryota; Metazoa; Chordata; Aves; Pterocliformes; Pteroclidae. The annotation marks the transcript as partial. The record is from RefSeq and is a predicted model, not a curated record. The transcript is spliced from 5 exons.
GGGGAAAACUGCUACCGAAGCAACAGAUGACAUUAUCAGUAACCAUCUCCCUAAACUGAAAGAACUCCAACUAAGUGGUGAAAUACAUGUUAACAAUAUAGAUGUGUUCUGUGAGAAGGGAGUCUUUGAUCUGGAUUCUACUAGAAGAAUUCUUCAAGCUGGAAAAGAUAUAGGGUUACAGAUUAACUUCCAUGGUGAUGAACUCCAUCCGAUGAAAUCUGCUGAGCUUGGAGCUGAACUAGGAGCCCGGGCUAUCAGCCACCUGGAAGAAGUUAGUGAUGAAGGUAUCACGGCAAUGGCAAGAGCUAAGUGUGCUGCUGUCCUUUUACCAACAACUGCCUACAUGCUAAGACUGAAGCAACCUCGAGCUAGAAAAAUGUUAGAAGAAGGAGUUAUAGUUGCUCUUGGCAGUGACUUUAAUCCUAACGCGUACUGUUUUUCAAUGCCUAUGGUGAUGCAUCUGGCCUGUGUAAACAUGAAGAUGUCAAUGAAUGAAGCACUAGCAGCUGCCACCAUUAAUGCAGCUUAUGCUCUGGGAAAAUCGGACACUCACGGCUCCAUAGAGACUGGCAAGCAGGGGGAUCUUGUUAUCAUAAAUUCAUCAAGGUGGGAGCACUUGAUUUACCAGUUUGGGGGACAUGAAGCAUUGAUUGACUAUGUUAUAGUUAAAGGAAAAGUCGUCUAUCAAAAUGAGAGGUGUGGAAUAACGAGCAGUUACUGA